Owenia fusiformis is the source of this 4490-nucleotide messenger RNA. The record is from the annotation of a GenBank genome assembly. NCBI's taxonomy places the organism in Eukaryota, Metazoa, Annelida, Polychaeta, Sabellida, Oweniidae.
AGAUUUUUCAGAGAAACUGAUUGUGUACACAGAAUUACGUGACGUCAUUGAUUUGGAGGUUGCACUGGACGAAAUAACCCCAAUAAGGCGCAAAAAUUGAAGACGGUUUAUCAACAUAAUCUGGAAUUCAAACAGUCGAAUAGUUGGUUAUACCACCAAUCAAGAAUAAGCCAACAAAUCACCAGUACACAUGAGGUGUUAAUCCACAAGAAUUUGUGUGAAUGGUGUUAUUUGAUGAACCCGCCAUUUCAACAACAAACUAAAGGAAAACAAUUUGCAUCAUGGAAUUUGAAAGGCAGCCAUUGAGUGAUGCAACAAACACUAACAGACAUUCUAGUAGUGAUGGAUCUGACAAAUCUAUGGUGAGAUUCAACAAGCUGGUAGUAAAAGCCAAGGAAUAUGCAAGCAAGGGUGAUGUUGCAAAAGCACUUGCCCUCAAUCAAGAGGCCAUAAAGUUGUUCCCCUCAGACAAGUUAGCUAAACGGAUCGCUAAAAUGGAGGCAUAUUUGGCUGAAUUUGGGGAAGACAACUCAGAGGACAGUGAUAUGACACAUGUUGGUGAAGGAUUCUACUUGUACAAAGACCUUUAUGAUAAACUGUAUCCUCAUCAAAAAGAUGGCGUUCUUUGGCUAUGGAAACUGAAUAAAAAGAAGAGAGGAGGGAUCUUAGGAGAUGAUAUGGGUUUGGGUAAGACUAUCCAAGUGAUAGCAUUCCUCUCUGGAAUGUUUGAUGCUGAGCAGUGUAAGACAGUCCUCCUGGUGCUUCCUGUGGCUGUCAUGCUCAACUGGGAGAAAGAAUUUGAAAAAUGGUCUCCAGGUUUGAGGUUGACAUCCUAUCACGGGGCCAGUAAGAAAGAACGCGAGAGAUCCUUGGCCAAAGUGCAACGUCGUGGCGGUGUUUGUAUGACAUCAUAUGGCAUGAUUGUCACAAGCUUUAAGCAGCUUAGUGAAAAAGAUGGUCGAGAAUUUGUCUGGGAUUAUGUGAUAUUAGAUGAAGGCCACAAGAUAAAGAAUCCCAGCAACAAAUCCUCUAAAGGUCUUCACCAAAUCCCAGCACAUAACAGAAUCAUAUUAACUGGAACUGCUAUUCAGAAUAACUUAAAGGAGUUGUGGGCGCUGUUUGAUUUUGUUCAACAUGGAAGACUACUGGGAACACAAAGGACAUUUGCCAUGGAGUAUGAACAUCCAAUUACAAGGGCCAGAGAAAGCUGUUCAACUGUUGGAGAGAAGCGCCUUGGUGAGGAAAUGGCGGAGAGUCUCAGGCAGAUUAUUGCACCAUUCUUUCUCAGGCGCACCAAGAUGGAGGUUAAGGAACAGGCAAAGAAACGAGAGAAGAACAAAGAAGCUGUACCAACUGAUGAUAAGAUCUUAGAGAUGCCUGAGUUAACAAGGAAGAAUGAUUUGAUAUGCUGGGUAUACCUCUCUGAACCCCAACAACAAAUCUACACAGACUUUAUAUCUACAGAGAGAGUUCAAGAGAUGUUGAUGUCCAGUAAAUCCCCUCUGGUUGCUCUAAAUGUGUUGAAGAAGAUCUGUGAUCAUCCAAGGUUACUCUCCACUCAAGCAUGUAACCAACUAGGACUGGAUGGGGAAGAGGGUAUGGAUGAUGAGAUGCCUGAGAGCAUGUCCCAAGAGUGUGCAGCCAAUAGGAUCAACCAUAUUCCUGAUGAUGUCUUGCUCCAUGAAUCUGGAAAACUUGAGUUUACAUCACAGCUGGUUGACCAAUUGAAGUCAGAGGGACAUCGUUGCUUGAUCUUUUCCCAGUCUAGGAAAAUGCUGGACAUUGUUCAAAGGGUGUUAUCUAACAGGGGUCACAAGAUUAUACGACUUGAUGGUACUAUAAAGCAUCUUGAAGACAGAGAGAAACGCAUCAACAAAUUCCAGUCAGAUUCCUCAUAUACUGUGUUCUUACUGACUACCCAGGUUGGAGGGGUUGGGCUUACUUUGACAGCUGCCAAUCGAGUCAUCAUAAUUGAUCCAAGUUGGAACCCAGCCACAGAUAAUCAGGCAGUUGACAGAGCAUUUAGGAUUGGUCAGGACAAAAAUGUUGUCAUCUAUAGAUUGAUCACAUGUGGAACAAUAGAAGAGAAGAUUUACAGACGUCAAGUCUUCAAAGAUUCCAUCACACGGCAGACAACUGGUGGAGCCAAGAACCCACAUAGGUAUUUCACAAAGAUGGAGCUGAGAGAGUUAUUUUCACUAGGAGAUCCAAAGAGAUCCUCUACCCAGGAACAAUUGAACGCUCUACAUGAAACUGAAAGGAAGACAGACACAACACUGGAUGCCCAUAUAGCUUACCUGCAUACCCUACCUAUGUAUGGAGUUUCUGACCAUGACCUGAUGUUCUCCAAAGAAGUACAACAGGAAGAUAGCGACAAUGAAGACCUCACAGCUGGAACAGACUACAUUCAAGCCAGGGUUCAGAAAGCACAAGAUCUGAUAUCUAGAGAGUCUGAGCUAAAUGAAGGUCAGGGCAGUGAAAGCAGUCGUGUCCCAGACAGACCAAGGCCUGGAGGAAGUGGGGGAGUUGGUGUCAGUGAGUGGAGGCCUCCAAAACCUCAGUCACCAGAGGUUGACCUUACUAACGAAACAUUGGACAAUGACACAGAUAAUAGUAUAGAGGAGGUCUCAACUGAACAUGAUGAGUCUGGUGAUCAUGAUGAAGAGACUGAAGAACUAAACAAGGAUGUUGUUGCACAAGAGGAGGAGAUGAAUAAUACAGCUGCUAACCUCACAAUGGAGGACAUCGAACAAGGGGAAGAUGCAGAGGGAGAUAUGGACAAGGAAUACCAAACCCAGUUGGCCAAAGCAUUAGCUAUGAGUGAACAACAAUACCAACACGACCAACUUAACAAGUUUGAGAACUUGGCAAAUGAUAGUACAGCUAAUGAGAGAAGCAUCCAAGACACAUCUGCCAGUGAUUCUCCAUUACCACACCAUUUUACACCACACCACAAAACACAAAACCAUCUGGCUACUCCAGGCUCAGAUUUACCCCAUACCCCAGGGUCAGCUUUACCCCAUUCUCCAGGGUCAGCUUUACCCAAUAUUCCCAAAUCUGCAGUAUUGUCCCACACACCAGUGUCAUCAAAACACCAUCAGAAAGACACUAUAACGCCAAACAUUGUCCAAGAAGAUAUUCUUAUCUCCCCUGAUCCAACACGGCCUUUAGUGUCAACAACACCACAUGCAGAGGACUGCAAAAUGGCAAAACAACUUUUCCCAGAAAAUACAGAGAACCCCAAUGAAGCAAAGGAGUCAGACACAAGUGCAAUAGAAGAGUAUCAUAUGGCAGAUGAAGAUAUUGACAUGAAUGAAAGUGAGGAUCAUAAUAUGGAUAGUGAAAAUGAUAAUGGGAGUGAUAUGGUAAAUGAACAACCUAAAACUAUGGAUGAUUUACGCCAUAUUGUCGAAGACCACAAAAUGAAUGCAGAGAAGGAUAGAGACUGGUUAAGUUCGUCUAUAGUGAUGGACUCCACAGAAAACACACCUGUAAAAUCAAGUAAACCACCUAGGCGUAAAAGUCUAUGCUGUUCUCGAAACUUUGGUGAAGUGAUAAAGAAUAGCGAUGAUGAGUCAGAAGAAAGUGAAAGCGUAAAUGAAGCUGAUGAUUUCAUUAAUGAUGAUGUGGAAGUUGAUGAUGAAGAUGAUAGUAUGGAUAGUUUUAUAGAUGAUGGAAGCAUGGAGGAUGGUGCAGUUUCAGAACAAGAAGUAUCAUAUGACAAAUCCAGGAGCUCAAGCACUCCCAAGACUUCUCGUUCUAAGGGUGCUAGGAUAAUAGAGAGCAGUGAAGAUGAGGAAGUAAAUGAUGAGAUUAAUGUCACAAAUGAGAACGAGGCUGCUGAUGAUGAUAAUGAGGCCGAUAUGGAACAGAAUGAUGUAUCAUAUGACAAAUCCAGGAGCUCAAGCACUCCCAAGACUUCUCGUUCUAAGGGUGCUAGGAUAAUAGAGAGCAGUGAAGAUGAGGAAGUUAAUGAUGAGAUUAAUGUCACAAAUGAGAACGAGGCUGCUGAUGAUGAUAAUGAGGCCGAUAUGGAACAGAAUGAUGUUGAAGAAGAGGAUGAAGAAAAUGAGGAGAUUGAUGAAGAAGAGGAGGAGGAAGAAGAGGAGGAAGGGGAUGAUUCUGAUGAUGAAGAAGACUCAUUUUGUGCACUACCAGAGGAACAUAAGGAACUGUACAAUGAGCUAAUAAGCAAGGGCAGGGAGUGCUAUGCAGAAAAGAAUCCUAAAGGUGCCUAUAAGUGUUUCCUACAAGCCCUAAAGAUAUAUGCCAAUGAUGAGAAACUACAGAGUACAGUUUUACAGUUAAGAGAGAAACUCAAGAAAUUGAAAGCGGCAGAGUCUCAGUAGAAAGUAGAAAAGACUGUUAUAGAAUACUUGAGUACACAACACAUACAUGUAGGUUUCCAUAGAUGUCACGAGGUAUUGAUGUGAAAUUUACUGUAGUAGAAGUAUCAAAGAAUAAACUAUGGUAGAUAUCAUCGAAAUAAA